AUCUAGCCAACGAAAAGAGUUUCAGUUUCAUUUAGAAUCUACUCCAAAGUAAUUUGUUAUAACCAACAACCAUAAGACCUUCAUUAUCUGACGAACGUUCGUCUGAAACGUGUGUACAAACUCCCAGAUGUCUUGGACGUAUAAAAUAAAAUUAAAUUUCGGCAUGCUCGGCAAGGUGUUGAUGUAGUAAUAAUUUUAAACCGUAGACACCGUAGACCGUUGCCGAAUUUUAUUAUUUUUUUUUUUAUAAGACUACUACUCAUCAUCAUCAUCACCGGAAAUUCUGCUAAUUUAAUCUCUGGCCCAUCUAACAAUACAACGUGGGACUGGUAAAAAAACGUUUUUUUAUAAAUAAUAAUUGUUAUUAUUUUGUAAAAAUACCAUCAACUUGAGACGUGACCUCGUGUUUGAAUUAUAACAUUAAUAAUUUAAUAAAAAAUUAAAAUGGAGCAAAAAAAAGUUUACAAGAUCGUAUUGACUGGAGGCCCUUGUGGAGGCAAAACUACUGGACAGGCACGACUUUGUACAUUUUUUGAAAAUAUGGGAUGGAAGGUGUUCCGUGUCCCCGAGACAGCGACCGUGCUGCUCAGUGGCGGUGUCAAGUUCUCCGACUUGACAGAAGAAGACAGCUUGAAAUUUCAAGAAAAUCUUUUGAAGACGAUGAUCCAAAUUGAGAAUACAUUUUUCUCAUUGGGAGAAAGCUGUAGUAGAAAUUGCCUUAUUAUCUGUGAUCGUGGAGCAAUGGAUGCUUCAGCAUUUAUCGCAAAGGACAAAUGGGACCUGAUGCUAGCAACGAACGGUUGGAAUAAUGUUGAGCUUCGUGACAAUCGUUAUGACCAGAUAAUACAUAUGGUAUCAGCGGCAAAUGGUGCUGAGGAUUUUUAUUCAACAGAAGAUCAUGCCUGUCGUUCAGAAGGUGUAGAAUUGGCACGUGAAUUAGAUUAUAAAGCAGCAGCAGCAUGGGUUGGCCAUCCUUACUUUGACGUUAUUGACAAUUCACAAGAUUUUGAGACUAAAAUAUGUCGUAUGAUUGAGUGUAUUUGCCAGAAACUUUGUAUUGAUACUGGUGACAGAUUACGCGCUAGUAGUCGCAAAGUUAAGUUUCUUGUUAAAGGACCAUUACCAAUUGACUCGGAAUUUCCACCAUUUCAAGACUUUGAUGUUGUACAUAAUUACCUCCAAAGUAGAAUGCCUAGUAUGCAGGCACGGUUACGAAAACGUGGACAAAAAGGUCACUGGUCGUAUAUACAUACAAUAAGACGACCAAAAAUGUGCGGGCAAGUCGUCGAAGUAAAGACACCACUAACACAUCGUGAUUAUUUAAAUAUGUUGGCUCAACGUGAUGAUGCACAUUUUACAAUCUUCAAGCGUAGACGAUGUUUUUUAAUAAAUAAUCAGUAUUUUCAAUUGGACAUAUACCGAGAACCCGGACAUCCACGAUGCCGUGGAUUAAUGUUGUUGGAAACAUACACAGCUUUAACAGGCGAUGAAUUAAAAAAUAUAUUGCCAAAUUUUUUGGCUAUCGAAAAAGAUGUUACUGGUAAUCCUGAUUACAGUAUGUUCAACUUGAGCUUGCGAGAGGAAUGGAAUACAACUGGAAGUAAAUACUGUCAUAAUUUACACAAUUACGCUCUUUCAGGCAUGGUGAAUGGUGCCACGAUACAAGAAAUAAAACGUGAUACCUGUGAGGCAGUUGCAACCUCACCUAAAAAACAUAUUAACCGAGUGAUGGGUAUUAGAGUUAACGGUAAUGAUGCAAACGGUUAUGAAAACGGAUUAGGCUACACGCGAAACGGUGUCAACGGUACAAAUACUUUUAAUGGUAUUGACAAAAGUAUUGGUGAUUUAAAUAAAUUAAAUAAUAUUAUUAAUGAUAAGAGUAAUAAAAUAAAUGUUAAUAAUGAGUAUUCUGGUUGCGAUAGUUUGAAUGAUAAAUUUGAUAUCAAUCCAGUUGACGAAAUUUCAACUUCAUCAGCAUCUUCUGGUAUUGACAAGUGUAAAAAUAAGCACGAUAAUGCAAUUAAAAUUUAAUAAUCGUUGUCAUUUUAAAUAUUUAUCAUUUUCAUUUUUAAUAUUUCAUUAUUUUGAUUUAUAUACAUUUUAAUAUUAUUAUUAUUUACAUAUAUAAAUAGAUAUUUUUUUUUGUAGUCUAUAUUUAGGAUGAAAAUAAUAAAUUUUUAAUUAUAAAAAAAUAUUUUUUGGAAUUUUUUUUUUUCGAUAGUUAAUAAAAUGAAUUAAUUUAUUUUAUUAAUUAUUGUAAUGAUUGUUAAUAUAAUUUUAUAACUUUUUUUUUUUAAUUUACUGACAUUACUAAUAAUAAAAAUCAAUAUUCAAAUUUUUAUUUGUAAAUAAUUUUAAUAAUAUGAAAAAAAAAUUAUGAAUUCCAAAAUUUAUUUUUUAACUUGAAAAAAAAAAAAAAAAUAAAUAAAUAAAUAAAUUAUAUAAAAAUUAAUUUUCUAGUACUUAAUUCAAUCGUGGAAAUCAAUUUAAAUGAAUAUUAAUUAUAUAUAAUUUAAAUAAAAGUAUUUUUUCUUUUUUUAAAUCAUUCAAUUCAUGACUAACUGAAUUCUACCGGAAGUAUUGGUGAGACUCAAUAUGAGUCAAACUAUUUAUCAAUAUAAAUGUGAUGUAACACAUAAAUACACAUUAGAUAUUUGUCCAUAAUAUGAAAAAAAAUUAAUUAAUUAAUGAAAAAUAAAAACCAAAAGAAAAAAAAUUUAAGUUUAAGCAGACAGAGAAUAAAUUGAAAAUGUAAUUUAAGAAUACUCAUACCAAUAAAUUUUAAUAUGUAAAUUAUUGGUAUUCUCAGACAGCCCUCCACAUUUUUAAAAUAUUUAAUGACUCAAACAGGGCAGCAAUUAAACUUACGGUGCAGGUAUGGUGAAAAAAUAAUCAAUGACCUUGAACUGUCGUCACUGUAUUAAAAGUUUAUUAAUUAAUAAAAAAAUAAUUUAAGCAUUAAUUGAAUAGAACACAACUAAGUUGCGAUUUUCGCCGAGAAAUAAAUUUUAAAAAAAUUACAUAGUUAUCACUUAGGAGUUAAACGAUAAUUGUUAAAUAAAUUUGAGUCUAGAAAAUUUAUGAAUUUCUACUGAAAUUUAUUUGCAAAAUUAACUCCUAGUUGAUAAACACUGAAAGUAAUUUUUUUUUAAUCUAUAUCUAGGCAAAAAUUAAAACUAUUUUGUCUUUUUUUAAAUAAAUGUUUUAAUUUUUUUUUUAAUUAAUUAAUAAAAUUUUAAAAGUUGGAAAAUACAAGAGUGCACAACUCACUUGCUCAUAAUAACGAUGAAAAAAAAUGGCAGCUAAUUUUUUUCAUGAAAUGUCAGUUUUAAGUUUUUAUUGUUUAUAAAUAAACCGAAAGGAUUUUCAAAGGGUUUUUUUAUUUUAGAACUCAAGCAUAAUAAAAAAUGAAAUAGAUCAAUUGGUUGUAAAUUUUUUACGUUACUGUGUUUACCAUCAUCCGUACAUACUGAUGGACCUCAGAGAUUUUUUUUCAAUCAUUAUUUAAAAAAAAAUGACUUAAAAUUGUGUUCGUUUUAUUCAUUAAUAAAUUAUCUUUCAAAUGAUACGAAUUUCGAUCUCAUUUAACAUAUUCGAGAAAGUGUUAGCAGUACACAUCUCAUUGCUUCGCAAUUGAGGUGUGCAAUACAGUUUUGACGGUUGAAAGUCAUUGAAUAUUUUUAAAAAUCGGAGUGUAUUGUCUGAGAAUGCUCUUAAAGUAAAAAAAAAAAAAAAAUAAAAUGAAUAUAAUGUAAUUAUAACUAUGCUUAAUUGAUAAGAGUGCUCAUGCAAUCAUUUUGAUUAAAUUCUUGCCUCAACGCUUUAAAAAUCGUGUAUUUGUGAAAAAAUAAAAAAACAAAUUACAAAACCAAAAAUAAAAAAAACAUAAUUCCAUGCUUAUGUAAAUUAAAUAAGCUUCGUUGUAAUUUAUAAUAAAAAUAAAACUAAAAACAAAAGGUUUCAAAUUAAACAUAAAAUUAAGAAAAAGAUUGCGUUUCAGCUGUCUACGACUGAUUCGAGUGCUGUGCGGAUUACGGACAGGACAGAGUUAUACAAUCAGAUAAAAUGAUCCUCGACUCAUUUAAAUUGACAAUUAAUAAAACGUAUAAAUUUUUAAAAUAAAUAAAUCAAACGCACAGUUGGAUACUCGAGUGGAUCAUCAAUAUGUCGGGUAAAGUAAAUUAUUGAAUUUCAAAAUCAAUUACAUUAAAUUGUUUACUGAAUUAAAAAAAAAAAAACUAACAAGACUUGAAUAUCAUAAAAUUAAAAUAAGACUCUGAUGCGUAUCAAUAAACAUAAAAAAUUUAUAAAUUUUUAUCUUGUGCUUUAUACAAAAAAAUAUUAUUAUUAUUACACAUUUCUGAUGUCUAAACUAUAAAAUAAUUAUUUUUGCUACUAAAAUAUUAAUUGAAUUGAUAAAAAAAAAGAAAAUUUUUAAAUAAAUUUUUUCAUAUUGCUAAUAAUUUAUUAAUUAACUAUAUUAAGUUUUUAUUUUUCACGAAUGCACGAUUUAGUGACUAAUUAUUAUUAUUUUUAUUGAAAUAUUUUAUUAUUUUUUUUUAGUUUUUAAAUAAAACGUAUUACAAUUUUUAAUUCGUAGAGUUCAAAAGU
This is a messenger RNA of Microplitis demolitor, 4611 nucleotides long. It is a transcript of the gene Ttd14, whose product is annotated as TRPL translocation defect protein 14. Gene Ontology annotation, molecular function: GTP binding; phosphatidylinositol binding; phosphatidic acid binding. Gene Ontology annotation, biological process: photoreceptor cell maintenance. Bases 445 to 2031 code for a protein of 528 amino acids. The record is from RefSeq and is a predicted model, not a curated record. Lineage: Eukaryota; Metazoa; Arthropoda; Insecta; Hymenoptera; Braconidae. The transcript is spliced from 9 exons.